Messenger RNA from Trichosporon asahii var. asahii CBS 2479, 2184 nucleotides. RefSeq lists its product as uncharacterized. The coding region runs from base 1 to 2184 and encodes 727 amino acids. Gene Ontology annotation, molecular function: structural constituent of nuclear pore; phospholipid binding. Gene Ontology annotation, cellular component: nuclear pore; nuclear pore central transport channel. The record is from RefSeq and is a predicted model, not a curated record. Gene Ontology annotation, biological process: RNA export from nucleus; protein import into nucleus. Lineage: Eukaryota; Fungi; Basidiomycota; Tremellomycetes; Trichosporonales; Trichosporonaceae. The transcript has 4 exons.
AUGUCUGGAUUAUCUGGUUUCGGCCAGGCCAACAAGCGAGGUUUCUCGUUCGGCGGUGCCUCGAACACGAACACGACGAAUACGGGAGGCAGUCUCUUCGGUGGUGGCGCGAACGCGAGCUCGGGAUCGAGCAGCGGCGGUCUGUUUGGCCAGGCGAACAACAAUAACAACGCUUCGACGCCCGCCGCGGGCGGCUCCACUGGCGGAUUGUUCGGCAACACGCAGUCAUCUGCGCCUGCGUCUGGCGGUCUGUUCGGUCAGAAGCCUGCCGCCUCGGCCGGCGGCAGCCUCUUCGGCGGCGGUGCGACCUCCACCCCGCCAGCAUCCUCCACUCCCGCGACCGGUGGCAGCCUUUUCGGCGGUGGAUCGACUACGCCUGCCGCUGGUGGCGGUCUCUUCGGCCAGAAGCCGGCCACGCCCGCCGCCGGAUCGGGAUCGACGACGCCUUCUCUCUUCGGCCAGCCUGCUGGCGGUGCUGCGGCUCCCAAGCCCGCUGGAGGACUUUUCGGAUCGACGACGCCGGCGGCAGGCACGCCCCCCGCCGGCGCUAGCACGCCUGCUGCCGGAGGAAGCCUGUUUGGCGCGAAGCCCGCCGACAACUCUGGAACGACGACGCCCGCGAAGCCGCUCUUCGGCGCUCCCGCUGCGUCUACGACGCCGUCAUCGGCUCCGCCUGCCGGAGGCAGCCUGUUCGGAGCCAAGCCCGCGACAGGAGGAAGCCUCUUCGGAGGUGGUGCUAACGCUUCGUCUUCCUCGACUCCGGCGGCCCCGGCUGCUCCCGCGUCUGGAGGUAGCCUCUUCGGUGCCAAGCCCGCUGACAACGCUGCCAGCGGCAGCUCUACCCCCGCCGCUGGCGGUGGCCUCUUCGGUGCUAAGCCUGCUGGUAGCACCGGCACGACGCCGGCCGGCAGCUCCACGCCCGCAGGUGCCCCUGCUGCCGGAGGGUUCAGCCUCUUUGGCGCCAAGCCUGCUGGAUCGACCGACGCGCCCAAGACAGACGCCGCGAAGCCGGCCGGUGGACUCUUCGGUGCCCCUGCCGCUUCCUCGACCACACCAACGGAUGCCUCGAAGCCCGCUGCUGGUGGACUCUUCGGUGCUCCGAAGCCGGCAGAGGAGAAGAAGGACGGAGCUGCCACCCCCGCCGCUCCCGCUGCGCCGGCCGCUGGUGGCUUCAGCCUGUUCGGCGCGAAGCCCGCUGAGAAGAAGGACGAGGAGAAGAAGGAUGGUGCUGCUGCCGCUGCCGCCCCUGGAGGCGGAUUCAGCCUGUUCGGCGCCAAGCCUGCUGAGGAGAAGAAGGACGGUGCUGCUACCCCUGCCGCCCCGGCCGCUGGAGGGCUCUUCGGUGCGCCGAAGCCCGCGGAGGAGAAGAAGGACGGAGCCGCUACGCCGGCAGCUGGUGGUAGCCUGUUUGGCUCCAAGCCCGCUACUGGCGCUGCCACCCCCGCCGCGACCGCCAGCAUGGCUGGCACCGGCGCUGCGACACCAGCGACCAAGCCUGGAGAGACUGCGGCUGCCGCUCCGACUGAAGGUGCCCCGUCUAUUCUGCGGGGCAAGACGCUUGAGGACAUUGUCGACGGCUGGCAACGUGACCUGGACGAGAGCGUGAAGAUGUUUGACAAGCAGGCGGGCGAGGUGCGCGAGUGGGACACUGUGCUUGUGCGGAACGGCAACCAAAUCGCGGCUUUGCACCGACAAGUGCUUGAUGCGCAGGCAAACCAAACCGCGCUCGAUCGCAACCUGGACUACAUCGAGUCGCAACAGAAGCAGCUCGACAACAUGCUGACGCACUACGAGCGGGAGAUCUCGACGUUCAUGGACAAGGACACGAAGCCGCUCACGGCCAAGAUGCCGGCUGACCGGGAGCGCGAGAAGUCGUACGCGCUCGCCGAGGACCUGAACAAGCAGCUCGACGACAUCAGCCGCAACCUCUCCCAGAUGAUCGACGAGGUCAACAAGCUCUCGGCCGGCAACCCCGGCGUUCAGCAGGCGCCCGACGCCAUCACUGCCGCCGACGCGCAGACCCAGCUCCCCGACGACCCCAUCAACCAGCUCUCCGCCAUCCUCGGCGCGCAUCUCCGCGCCCUCCACAGCAUCGACGCCAACUCGACCAAGCUCGGCGCCAAGGUCGACGAGCUCGAGACGAGACUCGGACAGGGCAAGGGCUUCGGCUCCCCCAGGCGAUGA